AUGCUCUCAGCCACAAUCGCCAUACACUGGCAUGACGAUGGCCAUCCAGUGUACUCACUUGAUAUUCAACCUUCAAACCAACUGGAUUCGAGAUUAGCUACCGCCGGCGGGGAUAAAAAUGUGCGAAUUUGGAGAAUUCGAUAUUCUGAAACUGGAGACCCACAAGAUACUUCCGUUGAGUAUCUCUCAACACUCAGAAAGCACACACAGGCUGUUAAUGUAGUUCGAUUCGACCGAAGUGGGAAGCUCUUAGCAUCCGGUGGUGAUGAUGGCAUGUUGAUAAUAUGGACGUUGUCGAAAACCAUUGUACACGACUUUGGUGUUCAAGACGAUGAAAUGAAAGAGAGUUGGAUUGUACACCAGAUCCACAAUUCAAAUCUGGAGAUAUAUGACAUUUCUUGGUCGCCCGAUUCAAAGUCUAUUGCAACGGGGUCUAUGGACAAUACCACUAAGAUCUUCAAUGUUUUGACGGGUCAGAAAGAAAUGGAGAUUUCUGAUCACAGCCAUUAUGUGCAAGGCAUUGCAUGGGACCCAUUGAAUAAGUUUUUUGCCACACAGAGUGCAGAUCGGUCAGUAAAUAUUUACACCAUUGCCAUGAACAAGGGAAGUUCAAAUUCUCAAUUGAGCACCUCUUUGUUGUCAAAACUGAUGAAGGCGGAAACUCCUUUAUUUAAGGUCCAGCUUGCUACGAAGCUAAAUUAUUUGUACCACUCUGAAAACCUUCAGUCAUUUUUUAGAAGGUUGGCUUUUUCACCAGACGGUAGCUUACUUUUGGUACCGCUGGGUAUUUAUAAAUACGAGAACUGCCGGGAUGAUACGCUUGAUGGGAGUAUCGAAACAGGUUUGUUAAACACUGUUUAUAUAUACACUCGGACAGGGUUGAAUCAAUCACCGGUUUGCCAUUUGCCUGGGUUGUCAAAACCUGCUAUUGCAGUGGCGUUUUGUCCAACAAUGUUUGAAUUGUCCGGCGACGAAAAUCCUCCUGUGUUUGCCUUACCUUACAAAAUGGUCUUCGCAGUGGCAACUCACGACGCUGUUAUAAUCUAUGAUACUGAAAGAUUAAGACCUUUGGGAAUUCUGUCCAACCUUCAUUAUCUAAGUAUAACUGAUUUAUGUUGGAAUGCUGAUGGUCAAAGUCUCAUGAUAUCAUCGGCAGAAGGAUUUUGCUCAGUAAUAACGUUUGAU
Messenger RNA from Metschnikowia bicuspidata var. bicuspidata NRRL YB-4993, 1185 nucleotides. RefSeq names its product Cac2p (gene CAC2). NCBI's taxonomy places the organism in Eukaryota, Fungi, Ascomycota, Pichiomycetes, Serinales, Metschnikowiaceae. The record is from RefSeq and is a predicted model, not a curated record. Gene Ontology annotation, cellular component: nucleus; CAF-1 complex. The annotation marks the transcript as partial. The transcript has 2 exons. Gene Ontology annotation, biological process: nucleosome assembly; DNA replication-dependent chromatin assembly. Gene Ontology annotation, molecular function: protein binding.